AUGGCCGUCUUACGCGCAAUGUUAUCACUGGCGUACUUAUAUCGACACGGACAUGGCAAUGAGGCUCUUCGACUCAAAGUAGCUGCUCUCAACUCCUUGGGCCUAGCUAUGAAAGAGAAUGUUACGGGGACAAGAGAGAUUUACCAACAUGUCGCGGUUGGAAUGCUGCUUUGUGCUUUUGAGGUAACCGUUUUCUUCAACUCAGCGACCGGGACAAAGGACUGA
Molecule: messenger RNA, 225 nt
Organism: Penicillium manginii
Lineage: Eukaryota; Fungi; Ascomycota; Eurotiomycetes; Eurotiales; Aspergillaceae
Product: transcription factor domain-containing protein
Exons: 1
Coding region: 1-225 (74 amino acids)
Source: RefSeq, a predicted model, not a curated record